AUGUCGGUCUCGGGUCGGCGGCGGCACUCCUUGAGCAGUAGGCUCCUCCUGGUCGCAGCUGUACCUGGAGUUGACGCUUUUUCCUCUGCAGAAUGCUGGGUUGGAGGUUGGACUCCUGAAAUUUGCUGCAGCGCACCUGGGGCCAAGGGCAAUCCUCUUUGCUGGGAUUCAGUCUUCACCUAUGACCGAUGCUGCACAGAGACCGAGGAAGGCAUCCAGUUCGACUUGCGCCGCCGAAACUUUGUGGCGGACAUGGUUCGGAGGGGUGCCACGGUCCACUUCGACAUUCGACAAGUCUCCGGCGGGCGCACUGGGGCCGUCGCAUCCAGGCUGUGGGAAGAGGACAUGGCAGUCUUUCGCUGCACGGUCAUAGACGAGACCAAGUAUCCAUUUGCAGAGAUUAGUGUUCGUGCCAUGGCUGACCCGGGCGACAUUUAUGGCUAUGAGGAAGCGCUGCAUGCCAGGAUGCACAAAUUUGACGUCAAUGAAGUCCAAGUCCUUGAGAACGAGUACGAGGAUGAGUACUUUGCAUUCCCAGAACCGCCUCUGAGGUACCAUGUCUCAACUGUGCAUUUGGACGCUGUUAUUGAAGGGCAUAGCUUGAGCGGUGAGCUGCUCUUCCAGAUUCCACAGACACGCAUCGGGGAGCUAUCUGAACUGACUGCAGGGGUCCUUCUCGAGCUGCUAGCGGAGCAGCUGGAGACGGCGCAAGAUACCCUCAAACUGAUCCAGGGCGAGCACGAGCUGUCCAUCGCUGACCGCGUGUCCGGCACCCUAACACUCAAGCAGACCAUCCGAGACCAUCGUCCGUUAGUCUGUCGCAAGGUACAGGGUGAGAGGGAGUCCAGACUAGGGGAAGGCUCGGUGACGGUGGAUAUGAGCCGCAUGCAAAAUGCGCCCACAAUCCAAGCCCUUGUCGAAUCGCGGGAAUGGGUGACUGGCGGGGAGGAAGAUUGGCUCGUAUAUACAAAGCUCGAGGUCUUGUCCUAUACCAAAGGCGUAGAGGAAGUACUGAAACCCAUUGGGUACUUCCCUCUUGCACCUUGCUGGAAGCUUCCUGCAGGGAGCAGGCAGUGGGGUGGCGAGCGCAGUGAUGUAUGGAGCACACAUGUGCAGCUGCCAGUGAAACAGCUGUUGGAUGAGCAUGCGGCUGCAACCCUUGACCGUCCCUUGCCUCGCUACCAGAUGAUCGUAGACCCCAAUCAGUUCGUUGACCAUGCUCGUGAUGGUCCCGUCUGGGCACCCUGUGAGUUUGACAUUGCAGCAGAUGGAACUCCCACGUUGGUUGGUGGUAUGCGAAGUCACCAGCAUCCGCAGCUUGCCCAGCAUGUAGCUUUGCCUGUUCUAUCUGCAGCCCUUCCCUUGCUUGCGAAGCUGCGACGCCCACAGCUUCUCCUAGAUGAGCGGAGGCUACAGGUGGUUUUUAAAGCGCAAAGUAUUAUUGUUCCCGGUGCAGCUGGAGAUGGUGCAGAUUCCGAGUAUGUUGGGCUUUGGCACGUCGAUGGGCACAGAGAGCAUGUAGCCGCUGUUGUGCUGUAUUACUACGAUGUUGACCCCUGCCUACAUGGCGGAGACAUGGAGUUCUGCGGCCGGGAGCCCAUGGAUGUUCUUGGCGUAGGCGACUGUAGCAAUAAUGUGGAUGAGUUUAGCAAGGACACCCUUCGUGCUGCUUUUCGAGGUGGGGCCGUGCAUAACUGCCGUGUUCCAAUUGCUGAAGGCACCUUGCUGGUCUUCUCCAACUACCAAAUGGCACACCGUGUCCUGAGGUUGGCAAACACUGGCCCCAGGGAGGCCUCCCGUGACUUUGUGGCCCUUUUCAUUCUGGAUCCGUCAAUGCCACCACUUCGCCCUGCUCGGAGCCUCCUAGCCGGACCCUACUUGCUGAAGCGAACCUUGGCUCGCACUCGCAUUUCAACAUCAGAUAUCCUGAGAAUCCUGGAGUUCUCUGGGGCCACGGAAACAGAUCAGGCACGGAAAACGCAGCGCAACCAGCUGCUGUCGGAGCAGCUGAAACCCUCGGGCGAAUUUGCCCUUGGGAGUAAUGUGUAUGCAACAGGCAACGGCUGCUAUGCCAUGAUUGGCUGGUUGCACAAGCUGUUAGAAAGGGAAGACGGCUUCUUCACAGAAGGAUUGGACGACAUAAAGGCCAUCGAUAGGUUCCGUGCUCUGAACCUGACCCCGCUCAAAGCGGACCGCGGCAUGUCAGAAGUACUCUCCCUGCCAACUGAAGAGAUUGAACGCCGGCUCAAGCCAGAAGAUCCGCCCCAUGGUUCCGAAGCUUCGACUGACGGCGCUUCACAGGUGGAGCCAACAGAAACUGCACCACCCCAAGCUGCACCGCCCAUGAGAGGUGAUGCCCAGAACAGGGUCUUCUCACUGAAGAGUGUGCACUCUGCAGUGAUUGAAGCAUCGAGGCGUCAUAACUGUGAUGCUCACGCGAUUUUGAGCCUGGGUUUGGCACUCGAGAGGGUAAAUCCAAACUCGGUUUUGGCGGACUGGAUCAAGCUGCUGCCCCUCACGUUUGCAAACGUGCUUUGGUUCUCCGACAGGCCUUCAGUCUCUUGCUUGCCUAGCAUGCAAGAAGGUUGA
Messenger RNA from Symbiodinium pilosum, 2589 nucleotides. NCBI's taxonomy places the organism in Eukaryota, Dinophyceae, Suessiales, Symbiodiniaceae. The record is from the annotation of a GenBank genome assembly.